Necator americanus (New World hookworm) is the source of this 363-nucleotide messenger RNA. RefSeq lists its product as uncharacterized. The transcript has a single exon. NCBI's taxonomy places the organism in Eukaryota, Metazoa, Nematoda, Chromadorea, Rhabditida, Ancylostomatidae. The record is from RefSeq and is a predicted model, not a curated record. The coding region runs from base 1 to 363 and encodes 120 amino acids.
AUGGCCCAUAACCUGAAAGGUCAACUGCCUGAAUGGAACAUGAAAUCUUUGGCAACAACCAUUCGUUUCGUCACGCUGAACUGCCGAAUAUUAUCGAGUGAACUCCAACAAGCCGCUCUAUCCAGACUUCAGCGAUAUCUCUGUGUGCCUUUUGCUGCACUGCAGGAAACACGCAUGAGAGAUCGGCCCGCCAUCAGCAUCGAAAAUUACAUCAUAUACUGCGGCGAUGCUGGUGAGAACAAAGCAGGUGACUGCGUGAUAGCUGUGAGGAACGAUUACAAGAAUCAGGUGGAGGAAUUUGGCUCAACGUCGUCUAGAUGCGCCUUUCUACGACUGCGGGAUCGCAGAGGACGUAAACUCUAG